Molecule: messenger RNA, 1628 nt
Organism: Notolabrus celidotus (New Zealand spotty)
Lineage: Eukaryota; Metazoa; Chordata; Actinopteri; Labriformes; Labridae
Product: ras-related protein Rab-19-like
Exons: 4
Coding region: 295-972 (225 amino acids)
Cellular component (GO): trans-Golgi network
Molecular function (GO): GTP binding; GTPase activity
Source: RefSeq, a predicted model, not a curated record
UUUCUCACAAACCGAAACUGGUUUUCCAGCCUGCAUGUGGACAGAUCUAACUACACUUACCCUGCUGUUGGAUAUCUAACCUGAGGACUCUUUCCUGAAGGAUAAACAGUGGAGUUGCUUUGUAGUUUUGGGGUUCAUCUGGAUAAAGACUGCAACAAAAUAGCAUUUUUCUUUGUUAUUGAAGCAUAAAGAUAACUCAGCAUCUCUAGGCCUCAACAUACCAUCUGAUCUCUGCUACAAGAGGGGGGUCAUUUCUUCCAUUCUCACUUGUCCAUAAGAGACAAACGCUCCAUCAUGCAGAGCCCGGGACCUGAGCAUGAUGACUCCUUUGACUUUUUGUUUAAGAUCAUUCUGAUCGGAGACUCUAAUGUUGGGAAGACCUGCGUGGUCCAAAACUUUAAGUCAGGGUUUUUCUCUGAGAGACAGCAGAACACCAUCGGAGUAGAUUUCAGUGUGCGGACUUUGGAUAUAGAGGGGAAGAAAAUCAAGAUGCAGGUGUGGGACACAGCAGGUCAGGAGAGGUUUCGGACCAUCACUCAGAGUUACUACCGCAGCGCACAUGGCGCCAUCAUCGCCUAUGAUAUCACACGACACCCCACCUUUGACUCAGUGAAUCACUGGAUCAAAGAGGUGGAGAACUACGGAGCGUCCAAUGUAGUGCUGGUUCUCAUAGGUAACAAAUGUGACCUGGAGGACGAGCGUCAGGUCCCGUUUCAGAAAGCCUGCAGCAUGGCGAAAGAGAGAGGCAUACUAGCUGCUCUAGAAACAUCCGCUAAGGAGAGUCAGAAUGUAGAAGAAGCCUUUAUGAUGAUGGCCAGAGAGCUGCUGGUUCGAAAUGGCCUUCUUGUCCAGCAGGGAGACCUUGGGAAUGUCGAGAACCCUCGGGUUCUGCUCAGGUCCAACUCACGGCCUGUCAACGGCACGGUCGGUGCCUACACACCACCACCACCAGAGAAGAAGGGCUGCUGCUGAUUGUAACUUGGACAAUACAGGGACCAAAGCUAAGAGUUGCCAGUAUGAUGUAUGAGGAAGAGAGAAAGACACUUUUCAACAUUUUAAAUGUUGAAGAAGAGGAAGAAAGAGAUGUCAGAGGAGAACUUGCAAGGCCUCAUGAACGAAGAAUCUUUGAAUCUAGGAAGUUUUGGAAGUUAUUUAAGUGUUGAAAUUCUGUGUACUUUUCUGUGACUUACCUUAACUGAGAGAAUGCUACAAGGACAAGAGAGUCAAACUGGGCUUGUUUGACAAUGCAAGAGUCAGCCAACCUCAUUCAUAUCAGCUAUAUCCAUGUAAAUCAGGAAGACUGUUAAAUUAAUCAAAUCUGACAUUAAUCUAAGGCAUUAAUGUGGUAACUUUAUUACCACAGAAUGUACUCAUUUCAGCAGUCUCUAAACCAGCUGAUGUCUUUUAUUUUGUAAAAUGCAGUCCACUUGCUACAUUGAAUGCAGGGAAGGACUCAUUUAGACUCUGAGUAUUUGACCCGAGUGACUUCUUGCAGUGCCUUAAUUAUUCGAUUGAUCCUCUGCUGCUGCACCCUGAAUAACAAUAUCCUUGAGAAUCUGCUGCAAGCCUGAACACUGUGAAUUUUUGUUUCACUUUUGUGUCAGUCACAAACAAAAAUAAAGUUUAUU